This is a messenger RNA of Chaetomium globosum CBS 148.51, 801 nucleotides long. RefSeq lists its product as uncharacterized. Gene Ontology annotation, biological process: signal transduction. The transcript has 4 exons. The coding region runs from base 1 to 801 and encodes 266 amino acids. The record is from RefSeq and is a predicted model, not a curated record. Lineage: Eukaryota; Fungi; Ascomycota; Sordariomycetes; Sordariales; Chaetomiaceae. Gene Ontology annotation, cellular component: cytoplasm.
AUGGCGAACGAGACUUUCCUCGCCCGUCUGUGCGAGCAGGCUGAGCGCUACGAUGAGAUGGUCACCUAUAUGAAGGAGGUCGCCAAGAUCGGUGGAGAGCUCACUGUUGACGAGCGGAACCUGCUUUCCGUCGCCUACAAGAACGUAGUUGGUACCCGCCGUGCCAGCUGGCGCAUCAUCUCGUCGAUCGAGCAAAAGGAGGAGUCCAAGGGCUCUGAUAAGCACGUGGGCACCAUCCGCGACUAUCGCCAGAAGAUCGAGACCGAGUUGGAGAAGGUCUGCCAGGAUGUUCUCGACGUCCUCGAUGAGGCCUUGAUCCCCAACGCCGCCUCGGGUGAAUCCAAGGUCUUCUACCACAAGAUGAAGGGUGACUACCACCGCUACCUCGCCGAGUUCGCCUCGGGCGAGAAGCGCAAGGUCGCCGCGACCGCUGCCCACGAGGCUUACAAGAGCGCCACCGAUGUCGCUCAGACCGAGCUGACCCCCACCCACCCCAUCCGCCUGGGACUGGCCCUCAACUUCUCCGUUUUCUACUACGAGAUCCUGAACUCCCCCGAUCGUGCUUGCCACCUGGCCAAGCAGGCCUUUGAUGACGCCAUUGCCGAGCUCGACUCGCUCUCCGAGGAGUCGUACCGCGACAGCACCCUCAUCAUGCAGCUUCUCCGGGACAACCUCACCCUCUGGACCUCGUCCGACAACGGCGAGCCCGAGGGCGCUGCCGAGGCCCCCAAGGACAAGCCCGCCGAUGCUCCCAAGGAGGCCGAUGGCCAGGCCGAGGAGCCUGCGCCUGAACAGCAGUAA